CACCCCGCGGCGCCUGCCGCAGUCGCCGGCAGCCAGCAGCGCGGGCGCCCAGCCAACCCCGAGAGUGUUCCCACCGUCGACGCCCACCCGGCUUCCCUCCUGCGGGGGCUCAGCUGCUCCCCGCCCACCCUGUCACGUCCCUGGCCCUCAUCCUCUGUCCCCAUGGUCCCCGAGCCGGGCCCUGCCAACCACAGCGCCUCGGCCUGGGGGUCCGGCCCGCCGGCGGCUCCGGGGGGCAGCGGCUGGGUGGCGGCCGCGCUGUGCGUGGUCAUCGCGCUCACGGCGGCGGCCAACCUGCUCCUCAUCGCGCUCAUCUGCACGCAGCCGGCGCUGCGCAACACGUCUAACUUCUUCCUGGUGUCGCUCUUCACGUCGGACCUGAUGGUGGGGCUGGUGGUGAUGCCCCCGGCCAUGCUGAACGUGCUGUACGGGCGCUGGGUGCUGGCGCGCAGCCUCUGCCUGCUCUGGGCCGCCUUCGACGUGAUGUGCUGCAGCGCCUCCAUCCUCAACCUCUGCCUCAUCAGCCUGGACCGCUACCUGCUCAUCCUGUCGCCGCUGCGCUACAAGCUGCGCAUGACGCCCUCGCGCGCCCUGGCCCUCGUCCUGGGCGCCUGGAGCCUCGCCGCUCUGGCCUCCUUCCUGCCGUUGCUGCUGGGCUGGCAUCAACUGGGCUACCCUCGGGCACCUGCCCCGGGCGAGUGCCGCCUGUUGGCCAGCCUGCCCUUUGUCCUUGUGGCGUCGGGCCUCACCUUCUUCUUGCCCUCGGGUGCCAUCUGCUUCACCUACUGCAGGAUUCUGCUGGCUGCCCGCAAGCAGGCCGUGCAGGUGGCCUCCCUCACUACCGGCACAGCCGGCCAGGCCUUGGAAACACUGCAGGUGCCCAAGGUCCCACAGCCAGGGGUGGAGUCUGCGGACAGUAGGCGUCUGGCCACCAAGCACAGCAGGAAGGCCUUGAAGGCCAGCCUGACACUGGGCAUCCUUCUGGGCAUGUUCUUUGUGACCUGGCUGCCCUUCUUUGUGGCCAACAUAGUCCAGGCUGUGUGUGACUGCAUCUCCCCGGGCCUCUUCGACGUCCUCACAUGGCUGGGGUACUGUAACAGCACCAUGAACCCCAUCAUCUACCCGCUCUUCAUGCGGGACUUCAAGCGGGCCCUGGGCAGGUUCCUGCCCUGCCCCCACUGCCCCCAGGAGCGCCGGGUCAGCCUGGCCUCCCCCUCCAUGCGGACCUCUCACAGCGGUGCCCGGCCUGGACUGAGCCUGCAGCACGUGAUGCCACUGCCGCUGCCUCCGGACUCCUCAGACUCAGACUCGGGCGGCUCCUCUGGCCUGCAGCUCACGGCCCAGCUGCUGCUUCCCGGAGAGGCCGCCCGGGACCCCCCGCAACCCACCAGGCCCGCUGCUGUGGUCAACUUCUUCGACAUCCAUCCAGCAGAGCCCGAGCUGCGGCUGCACCCACUCAGUACCCCCACGAACUGACCAGCCUCCAGGUUCCAUCAACCGCCAAACUACCAGAGGCCUGGCGCUCUCCUUGGUGCUGAUCAGACUCAACUCGGUCCUGGCUGCUGGCUGCAGGGGGGCCACGGUGCUUGCUGGGACCCUCUGGAUGCGGCCAGGGCUGCCAAUAAACACAAGAUAAAGAAAGUGA
This is a messenger RNA of Chinchilla lanigera (long-tailed chinchilla), 1645 nucleotides long. It is a transcript of the gene Htr6, whose product is annotated as 5-hydroxytryptamine (serotonin) receptor 6, G protein-coupled. Bases 163 to 1476 code for a protein of 437 amino acids. NCBI's taxonomy places the organism in Eukaryota, Metazoa, Chordata, Mammalia, Rodentia, Chinchillidae. The transcript is spliced from 5 exons. Gene Ontology annotation, molecular function: G protein-coupled serotonin receptor activity; neurotransmitter receptor activity. Gene Ontology annotation, biological process: G protein-coupled receptor signaling pathway, coupled to cyclic nucleotide second messenger; chemical synaptic transmission. Gene Ontology annotation, cellular component: membrane; dendrite. The record is from RefSeq and is a predicted model, not a curated record.